Messenger RNA from Lytechinus pictus (painted urchin), 1758 nucleotides. Its product is annotated as beta-1,3-galactosyltransferase 5-like. Gene Ontology annotation, cellular component: Golgi membrane. The record is from RefSeq and is a predicted model, not a curated record. The transcript has a single exon. Lineage: Eukaryota; Metazoa; Echinodermata; Echinoidea; Temnopleuroida; Toxopneustidae. Bases 645 to 1676 code for a protein of 343 amino acids. Gene Ontology annotation, molecular function: hexosyltransferase activity.
GCCAGCUUAUGACUGCAUCGAAAAUCCCGACAGAACCAACAGGACUUAAGUUCUUGUUGCCCUCUUUUUUAAACAUCGAUCGGCUUAAUUGAAGGGUGAAAACUCGUUUCUGGAUCAUAUUUUGAAAACUCAUUCGGCUCUGAUCUGGUGUAAAAAAAUUGUCAUCACUAAGAAAGGACUAAACGGACGGACGUUGCUAUUUUCGCAAUACUGCCUUAGCUGAUGAUGUUUUCGUAUUACUAUAGUAAACUCGUUUUGGAUCAUAUUUUGGAAACACAUUUGGCUCUGAUAUGCCGGGAAAAUAAAAUCCCGUCAUCACCAGGAAAGAAUUAACAUGACUGAAUUUUCCUUUGUAACACGAUCGGCUUAUUUGAAGAGUAUAUACAUAAUCAUUUGUAAACUCGUUUUUGAUCACCAUUUGGAAACACAUUUUGCUCUUGUCUUCCGGGAAAAAUAAGUCCCGUCAACAACACUUCGAAAAAACUGAAAAGGCCAACGUUAUUAUUUUCAGUACUGCAUCAGCUAAUAGUGAAUUUAUUUAUAACACUAGUCGCCUCGUUUUGGAUCAUAAUUCUAUGGAAACUGGUUUAACUCUCAUCUGGAAAAAUAGCUCUCACGAACUAUACCAAGAUAAAUGAUUAAACAUGUCUCGUGCACGAACCAUAAUUUGUCUCGUUUUCUUGGGCAUUUUCUACGUAUUUUAUCAAGUUGGCUCUCCCGCACUUUUCGGCAAGAUAGUCCGGAUGGAACAGCGAAUUUUGAACAUCUCUGCUGUAGCGAGGCAUGUGCAAUCCUUAAGUAAACUCCAUCGAAGCAAAGCUGGUCAUUUCAAGAACGAUACGACUGCAUACGAAUACAAAUAUAUCCACAACCCAUCUUACACCUGCUACGAAAGAGAUGGAUCGAAAAUGAAGGUCCAUGUGCUUUUUUAUUCUCCUACAGCAACAUAUCAUUUUAAGAGACGGCAAGCGAUUCGAGAAACUUAUGGUAAUUCAAGCCACUGGGAGUCUUUGGGUGAACAUGGAACGAUGCGCACUGUCUUCCUUCUUGGUUCCACGCCAAAUGAUACAUUACAAAGUUAUAUUGAUUACGAAGCCAUUCGCCAUGGGGACAUUGUCCAGGAGAACUUUCUUGACAGCUACCUUAACCUGACGUUAAAGACAACGAUGGGUUUGAAAUGGGUUACCAAUUUCUGCAAACAUGCUCAAUAUGCCAUUAAAAUAGAUGAUGAUACCAUGAUGAACCAACGGCGUUUCCUUAGCAAAGUGUCGACCAAACCACCAUUGACCAACUAUGCAGCUGGGAAAACCUGGGUUGGGGCAGUGGUAAAACGGGACAGAAAAAAUAAAUUCUACUUAUCGAAGGAGGAAUAUCCUUUUCCUCAUUAUCCCCCAUAUUUGGAUGGACCGGUCUAUAUCUUGUCUACGGAUGUGGUCCAGAGAGCCUUCAAUGUUUCCUUAACCACGCCCACCUUCAAGUGGGAGGAUGUCUACCUUGGGAUGUGCCUCAAGAAAGUUGGAGUUCCACUUCGGGACAUUAAGAAUUUUCGGUUAUUGCACUUUACCGGAGGGAGUAUGAAACGUCGUGUGCAAGAAGUGAACUCCUAUGCUUUUAUAUCAGGCUUGAACGUUACCGAAAUGAUAUGGGUUUGGAACCAAGGUCGUUUAGGCAAUUAACCACCGAUUAAACUGCAGUCAAAGACUGCAUAUCUCUGCUAAUGAGUACGAAAUACUAUAAUUCAAAACUAGAAAAUAUCAA